AUGCCCUCUCCUGCCGUUCAGUCCAUGCCCUCCACCACCGGCCUCCCCGGCGCCCAGCAGUUCGGAACUAUCAGCAUGAUGAACCCGUCUGCCACCGGCUCCUACUACGGCCAGGGUCUUCCCGUUGGAACCACCCAGGCUACCCAGCCCGUGUACCCCUGGCAGCACCUCCCCCUUGACCAGCCCAUUGGUCGCCUCAGCCAACCCGUCCCUGCUGAGCAGAGCCGUGACGGAAUGGAGCUCACCUCCUGGAUGUGCGAACAGCUCAAGGUCCCCGUCGGCACCCGCUGGGGUGGUUCUCCCGUCCAGGUUGUUGCCGUCUCCAAGAGCGAGUCCGAGUGCUAA
Molecule: messenger RNA, 345 nt
Organism: Guillardia theta CCMP2712
Lineage: Eukaryota; Cryptophyceae; Pyrenomonadales; Geminigeraceae
Exons: 2
Coding region: 1-345 (114 amino acids)
Source: RefSeq, a predicted model, not a curated record